GAUUGGAACAGUAUUACAAAAAAAUGAACCGUCGAGCACUAUUUUACAGUUUCCUUGUUAUAAGUGUUUCAGUUUUCGCAUACUUUGCUUUUAGCAAGGUAUCUGAUACAAUAGUUACUGAAAUUUUAAUAAAUUCAAGCAAAGAAAAUGUUUAUGCUUUCCUCUCGAAUUUAGAGAACAUUCCUAAAAUAAGUUUGCCUGCAAAAAGUGUCUUUAUUACUAAAGAUGUUGUUGAUGAUGAAAAUGUGCGUCAUGUAAAUGUAAUAAUAGUUGAAAACUUGAAAUUUGUUGGUAAUUUAAAUUUGACAUCUUAUUUUAUAUUUGAUGAAGAGAAUUAUACUAUUAGAUCUUAUUCACACAUUUUGAAUGGAUUUCUAGAAAUAACCAACUUAUGGAAAAUUACUAACGAAGGAAAUAAAGUAAAGUUUAAGGAGAUCUAUCAGGUUGCUUCACCAAAAAUAUUAAUUAGUUUCGUAAAAAGAGAAGCAAAAGAACUUCAUCAACACAUGGUCCGAUACAGUUCAAGUCUUGGCGAUGAAAAGCCACAAUUUCCUGGCUCUCGUUCGGAAUAUACGUAUAAACUCCAAUUUUUAAUGCCCGAUCAAUAUGAAGGUAUUCCUGUAUAUCGUGUUAUGACAAGAAAAGGAGAGGUUCUAGACUCCGCUGAUGAUCCUAAUUUGGAUAAAGAAACAACUCAGAAAAUGUACAAAGAUAUGACAUUGUUGAACACUAUGGAUAGAAUAUUGUAUGAAUCCCAACGUCAAGGGAGAAUUUCUUUCUAUAUGACAAAUUACGGAGAAGAGGGCACCCAUAUUGGUUCUGCUGCUGCUUUAGACCCAAAAGAUUUGGUCUUUGGACAAUAUCGUGAAGCAGGAGUUCUCAUGCAUAGAGGCUAUACGCUUGAUGAAUUCAUGAAUCAAUGCUUGGGAAAUGUAGAUGAUGCCAACAAAGCACGCCAAAUGCCUGUACAUUAUGGCUCUGAUAAACUUAGAUUCGUUACCAUCUCAUCUCCUUUGGCUACUCAAAUUCCUCAAGCUGCAGGUGCAGCAUAUGCAUUCAAAAGAGCUCAAAAUAACUUAGUUGUUAUGUGCUAUUUUGGUGAAGGUGCGGCAUCAGAAGGUGAUGCUCACUCUGCAUUCAAUUUUGCUGCAACUCUGAAUUGCCCAGUAAUAUUCUUUUGUCGGAAUAAUGGUUACGCUAUAUCUACUCCCACCAGUGAUCAGUAUAGAGGUGAUGGAAUCGCUGCCAGAGGCCCUGGAUACGGUAUUCCUACUUUAAGAGUUGAUGGUAAUGAUGUUUGGGCUGUUUAUAAUGCUGUUCGAGAAGCAAGAAAUUUAGCCAUAAGUCAGAACAGACCUUGCUUAAUUGAAGCAAUGACUUAUCGAAUCGGCCAUCAUUCCACGUCUGAUGAUAGUCAAGCUUAUAGAUCUGUUGAUGAAGUACACUUUUGGCAUUCUGAAGACCAUCCCAUUCAAAGAUUAAGAUGGUAUAUGGAACGAAAAAAUUGGUGGAAUGAUGAAACUGAAAAAGAGUGGAUGCAAUCGUCCCGUAAACAAGUUCUUGAGGCCCUUAGCAGAGCGGAAAAAAAGAAAAAACCAAGCCCUUCUCAAAUGUUUACCGAUGUCUAUGCGGAAGUUCCACCCCAUCUUAAAAAGCAAUUUGAAGAAGUAAAAAAGCAUAUAGGCAAUUAUUCAAAAGAAUAUCCCCUUGAUAAAUUUGAGAAAUUUUGA
Molecule: messenger RNA, 1730 nt
Organism: Dimorphilus gyrociliatus
Lineage: Eukaryota; Metazoa; Annelida; Polychaeta; Dinophilidae
Source: the annotation of a GenBank genome assembly